CGGUGUUUGCAUGUCCCGAUCUUAAUCGUCUUCAUUAAACUACGCACAUUUUCUUUCUUAUUUCUUAACCACUUCGAAAGAACUGCUCCAGAUGAAGCUGCUACCUCUGAUCCUACUGAUUUUUUUAGGGUCUUUGGGCCCAUGUCUGGCAUUGAACGUAUUUGCUCCACUUCAUCAGAUAACCGUCAUGCUAUAUUCAGAUGCCCUGCUGCUCUGCUCUUUCACUCCAUCCAGCCCUGACAAGGGCCUUAAGUUUAUCUUGAUAACCUGGACGCAUAAGGAAUUGAAGCUGCCAGAUUUCAAGUUUGAGAAACUGAAAAACACUGACAGAGCGAUGAUGUCUGAAAGUGAGCUGCAGGAAUAUAACGCCUCCCUCCUACUUAAACAUGUCACCAUUAAAGAUGAGGGAGAAUAUACGUGUCAGGUGUCUGAAACUAUGCUCGAGACCAAAGCAGUCAGAGUUUGGCUUAAAGUUGUUGCUCAGCCUAAGAUAUUUCUGAAGCCCAGUAUGAUUAUAAUGGAUCAGCCAAGCACUGUGGAGUGUCACGUGAAAGGCAUCUAUCCCAGGAACUUCACUAUCGAGUGGGUGACCGACUCGCAGCCAUCUUCUCAUCAAGAACCUCUAAAGCUGGAACAAAGCGAAGACCAAACCUUUAGCGCUGUAAGCUCCUACCAAUACUCACCCCCAACCAAUGACCUGCCUGCUAACGUCUCCUGCUUGGUGAAACACGAGUCUCUGGAGGGAGGACUAAAGGAAAUUCCACUCCAAAUAUGCAAACCAAAUCUGACAACCAAAACUCUACUCAAUGGCACCAAAUGGCGGGUGAUUUGUGAAGUCAAUGGCUGUGUCUUCAGCGGUGUGACUGUCUGGCUGAAGAUGAACAAUUCAACACUAAAUGGAUCAGAAUGCCAUGACAUAGCAGUGUGUGCAACUGAAGCGGCCAUCGGAAAGAACACCAGUGAGAAGGAAGAGAAGCUCUUCUGUGAGAUGGAGUUAGAAGGGAUUGAUAUGCCAUUCACUAAAAAUAUUACACUUCCAGAUCAAGGUAACAUAACACUGGGUAUAAAUGGCGUUGGGUGUAUGGGGCAGCUGUCUCUCAGUCAGGGUUAG
Erpetoichthys calabaricus (reedfish) is the source of this 1111-nucleotide messenger RNA. RefSeq names its product tapasin-related protein-like. Lineage: Eukaryota; Metazoa; Chordata; Cladistia; Polypteriformes; Polypteridae. Bases 92 to 1111 code for a protein of 339 amino acids. The record is from RefSeq and is a predicted model, not a curated record. The transcript is spliced from 4 exons.